CUGUGUAUUACAUUCUCCUGAGCAGUUGUUAUAAACCACAGUAGCAUGUUGUCUCCUGAUUUGCUGCAUUCACUUAUCUUGCUGUGUUCAGCUGGCUAGUCAUGUGGGGGUUGAGCUCAUCCCACACAAUGACAUUGUGCUGUUUGGGGACUUAGUGGAGGUGACUGUAACAGCUGGGGUAUUUGCAGCUCUGUCUCUCUGGUUUCUUCCUUCAUGGCUGUGGGCUUUGUCUUCUCCAGAGUGCGGUGAGGUGUGAGGCUUUGUGCAGGCCUUCACUUUGCAGAUUGUCACAUCUGUCCUCUUCCCUAUGGCCAAGGGAAGUUUCUAAGAUACUCUGGAGUCACUGGUGAGAAACAGAUUCCCUUUCAUGACCAAGAAACUUGCCUGAAGACCUGUCAUUAGAAGAGCGAGAAGAACUUUUGGACAUUCGUCGAAGAAAAAAGGAGCUUAUUGAUGACAUUGAGAGACUGAAAUAUGAAAUUGCAGAAGUGAUGACAGAGAUUGAUAACUUAACUUCAGUGGAGGAGAGUAAAACUACUCAGAGGAACAAGCAAAUAGCCAUGGGAAGAAAGAAAUUCAACAUGGACCCCAAAAAGGGCAUUCAGUUCCUAAUUGAGAAUGACCUGCUGCAGAGCUCCCCGGAGGAUGUCGCCCAGUUUCUGUACAAAGGAGAGGGCCUGAAUAAGACUGUCAUUGGAGACUACCUGGGUGAGAGGGAUGAUUUUAAUAUCAAAGUUCUUCAGGCUUUUGUUGAGCUUCAUGAGUUUGCUGAUCUCAACCUUGUCCAAGCCUUAAGGCAGUUUCUAUGGAGCUUCAGACUUCCUGGAGAGGCACAGAAGAUCGACCGCAUGAUGGAGGCCUUCGCAUCACGAUAUUGUCUGUGCAACCCUGGUGUCUUCCAGUCCACAGAUACAUGCUAUGUGCUGUCCUUCGCCAUCAUCAUGCUCAACACCAGCUUGCACAACCACAAUGUGCGAGACAAGCCUACUGCUGAGCGCUUCAUCACCAUGAACCGAGGCAUCAACGAGGGUGGGGACCUUCCCGAGGAGCUACUGAGGAACUUAUAUGAAAGUAUCAAGAAUGAGCCAUUUAAGAUCCCGGAAGAUGAUGGGAAUGAUUUGACACACACAUUCUUCAACCCAGACCGAGAAGGCUGGUUGCUGAAGCUGGGGGGGCGUGUGAAGACCUGGAAACGGCGCUGGUUCAUCCUCACAGAUAACUGCCUCUACUACUUUGAGUAUACUACGGACAAGGAGCCCAGGGGGAUCAUUCCACUGGAGAAUCUCAGCAUCAGGGAAGUAGAGGACCCUCGGAAACCGAAUUGCUUUGAGCUGUAUAAUCCCAGUCACAAAGGGCAGGUCAUCAAAGCCUGCAAGACAGAGGCAGAUGGCCGUGUGGUGGAGGGGAACCAUGUUGUGUACCGGAUCUCUGCCCCCAGCCCUGAGGAGAAGGAGGAGUGGAUGAAAUCCAUCAAAGCAAGCAUCAGUAGGGACCCAUUCUAUGACAUGCUGGCCACGAGGAAAAGGAGGAUUGCCAAUAAGAAAUAGGUAAAUGCCGAGCCCCAGACUCCACAGCAGAUGUGCCGGCUACUCACAAGCAGCAGGACAAGUGGGCAGUGUGGUGCCCAUGUGUCUCCAGAACAGGUAGCCAAGGCCCAAGCCCUGAAAGCCUCGUGCUGUCCUCUGGGAUGUUGGUCAGCUGUGUUUUCCUGCCACUUCCUGCCAUUGACCUUUGGGGACCCUUGUCCACACAGCACCUGGUGACACACCCUCAGGACCUGCACAGCCCACAUGGGACUCCUUUUCUGGAGCCAGAGCCUCAUCCACACCAUGCCACACCUGCUCUUUUGGGCAGCACUAGCUGUUCUAGAAGUCGCUGUUUUAUAUCAAAAUGGGAAAGGAAAACCUACCACUUUUUUACAGAAAUUUUCUCAGAUAUAUAGGAUUAUAGCUUUUAUAUGCCUUUUUAUAUUCUGGAAAUUAUAAUGAAAGAUACUUAAUUUCUAACAGUAGUAUUUUUAGAAUGGCAGCUAUAAACUUAACUCCUGGACGCAAGUAUAUACUGUGCACUGAGCACAGUCUAUAUAUGGAGGCCCCAAGCACUUGAGUUGGAGCAGCUGGGGGCCUGAUGUGUCAGGUGGGACACAGGCAGCCACUGUGGUGACAAGGCACUGGGGUAACCCUGAGGAACAGUAUGGGAGACUCCAGGUGUGGCUAACUGCCACUUCCCCUCACGUGCUUCUCUAAGUCACUGAAAUAUGGUCUGGCUCGGGAUGUUUAUCCGUCAGUGUUGAGGCCUGGGAGAUGAGUCCUUUCCCUGGAAACAGGCUGUUUGUGUGUAGAACCACAUGAAACUGACCUUUACACGUGGUCCACCUGCACUUUUGUUGCUUGCUGUUUCAUCCUUUUGGGUAAGUGCUCACUGACAUAGUUAUCAGAUCAGUAUUUGAUGCAGCGACUAGACAUGAACAGCCACAAGUAACCCACCUAUCCUCUGGUAGUGCCAGGCUCUCCAACAUUUGGCACCCCUUUAGAGGGGAAAAGCUGACGAUGGCACUUAGGGAAGCCAGUGGCACAUCGAACCCUAUAUAUACCAGGUGUGAUUUCAGGGUACUGUAUGCUUGGGCUGAGAGUGGUCAGGGUGAUCGGGCCUUUUCUGUUGCACUUCGGGGGAGGCCCCUUCACAAUUUGGAGGCCCCUCUUGGGGCUACAAGGGGCUUGUUUAGAAAACGGCCUUCCCUGCCUAACUGCAUCCCCGAGCUGUCUACGUAGACAAACCUGGAGCUUGCAUCCCAAGGGUCUUUGAAUGCACUUAGAGGUGAGCUGUCUUUGAGGCUCAGCCUCAGAGGUAGCUGUCACAUAAGAUUUUUUUUUGGAGGGGGGCAGGAGGGUAUGUCAAGGUUCAUGUUCCAGAAUGAUCACUUUUUGUUUAUUCCCAAACUUCUUGGCUUUUAUUUUUACUAAUACCUCAGAUCUGAAAACUUUGUCUGAGCUUCCCGGCUGGUGUGUAUGCAACUUGGCUUGCAGUCUUCCAUGAUCCCUACCCCCAGCCUUCACCACCUCAGACCACAACUUGCUGCUGGUUGGGCAGCUGUGUGUGAGUGUGUGUGUGAGGCGGGGACUGGCAUGCCUCCAUCAGGACUCUGGUUAGUCUGCUUCUCAUGUCCAACCCUGGUUAUGGUCCUGGGGUUACAGCUCUCUUUUGGAUGUUGAAGAUGUUAAGCAUGAGGCUACCUGAUGGUGUCUUUGAGGGGACUUUGCCUUAUGGCUGUUGGUGCUAAGAAUCCUAAGUUACUGGCUCUCAGAGUAUCCAUAUGGAGUCACCUAACUCAGGUUAUGUUGUGACAGUAUUAACCCCAAGGGCAUCUGGCCACUUCCAGGGCUUGCAAAGGCUCCGUCAUACUCAUGCCCUUUGUCUGCACUCCUCAAAGCAUUAAGUCCUACUCUGGCCAAAGACAGUUUGCUGUCCUGCUGGGCCCUGGUCAUCAUUUUCAGUUGUAGGUAGACUGGCUCUGGAGGUGUCAGAACACUUGAGUCCCACAGUCUACCUAGGAGCUGUUUGAGAUACAGCAACCUUCUAUGCUUUGUGUCAUACUGAUUUUCAGAGCUACAGCUGUGCUUUGCUGACAAGUUAGGUCUGUUACAGACGAAACACAAGUGAUUUUUUUUUAUCUUAGAAAACAUUUCUAUUUACAAUAAAUAGUUGCUAUGUAAAUAAUGUACAUAUGUAUUAAUUUUCUGCAGUGUUUGUUAUACAAUGUACAUAUUCCUACAACCUGCAUGAAGAAAUAUCCUAAUAAUGUUAUCAGAAUAUCUGGCUGUUUUAUUGCAAAGCAAACAGCUAGUAAAAUGGAGGGCUUACAGCUGUCAGAACUUUUGCAAAUACUGUGUUCCCUAAAUAAAAACAUACUGCUAAAACAAAAA
Molecule: messenger RNA, 3923 nt
Organism: Mesocricetus auratus (golden hamster)
Lineage: Eukaryota; Metazoa; Chordata; Mammalia; Rodentia; Cricetidae
Gene: Cyth3
Product: cytohesin 3
Exons: 13
Coding region: 492-1547 (351 amino acids)
Biological process (GO): regulation of ARF protein signal transduction
Molecular function (GO): guanyl-nucleotide exchange factor activity
Source: RefSeq, a predicted model, not a curated record